UCUAAUAAUAUCAUCGUUUCAUUUAUUAAAGAGGUGUUCUUCGACUGUCAACUGUCUCCUGUCUUGCUGUGUUUUGUUUGAUUGUGUGUUCAAUAACACUUUGUGCUCUCUCUGUUCAACUUCGGUGAUAUAUUGUAUCUUUGUGCUUCUAUUGGUGAAAAAUAUGAAUGCGGAACGUCUGAAUAUUGCAAGUUUGGAAGAAUUUCCUCCACUUGGAUCUUCUACUAAAAAGGUAAUCUGGUCAAAUCCGUCGUUGCCUUCUUCAAGUUCUCAGAGUGAAAAGUCUGCGCCAAUGGUAGAUACUUUAACGGAAAAUACAAAGAGAAUGUCGAUAGAACAUGUUGAAGUAGAUGAAAGUGUUAAAUCUUCGGGUAAAUCCCUUCGGGGAAACAAAAAUAAUUUUGAGAAAAAAGUAGUCGAGUAUAUCGUAGUUCAGGUCGGGGAAAACGACGUAAUUGGAGCUAGAUUGAAUCAAAAAUCGAAUGUAAAUUGGCCAUGUUUCGUCUCAGUUGCUAAUAAAAUUGCUGAAAAUAGUGAAGGGUUCAGUAAUAAACUGCAAUUGGGAGAUAGAGUUUUUAUUUCUGAUUUCCAAUGGAGAGUUGGCUACGAAACUUUGGCUCGAAAUGAGUUUGAAGUCAGUCAGAACAGAAAAAAUUGGAAUGUUGGUCGAAUUAAUCCUCAGGCAAUAAUUAAAGAGAUUGAAUUCAUUCAUCAUGCGAACAGAAGAGACUUUCCUGGUGUUGUAAUAAGUCUGAAGCGGGGUGGGAAAUAUAACAGCUUGUUGUGUUGUUUAGUCAUUUCGGCGGGUUUACAAGUCUGUUCUAAAUGCUAUAGGAGACAGUUGGUAGAUUUGGACUUGGAUGAACUAGAAAUUGGACAGCUGGUGACGGUUUCUGUUGCUGAAAUUCCUGAACAAUGUUUAGUUGACGAGGCUUACCUUCUUCCGCCACAAUCAGAGUUCAAAACAGGUUCUGAGGAAAUGAUAAGAGAUGAUCUAGGUGUUCUCGGAACAGUACGUUCUCACUCACCGUGGCAUUACAAGCGUGAGGGUAAAAAUGUCUUCUAUCCGUUAGUUCCGCAAAUGUCUAUUGAUGAAGUCGAACUUUGUGAAAGCAUAAUCAGUGCCGCGAUUGCAUAUUCGUUCGAAGAUGAAAGGAAGAAAAUUAUCGAAAAUCGAUUCGAAGGUGCGGCAUUAUAUUGGGACAAACAAUUCUACUUGAAGUUUUCUGAAAUUGACUCUAUGAAAGUUAAAAAUUUGAAAAGUGUUUGGGCAGUUGAUGAUCAAGUAGAACUCAAGUCCAGUAUGCAACACCCUCAUUUUGGUCUUGGAGUAGUCAAGAAAAUUGAAACGGAAAAUGUCAGGUCCUUCGGGAAUCUCAAAUUUAAUUUUAGUAUAGUGAUAAGAGUUCUGAAUGUUCAAGAACGUAGAAAUCGUGAUACAGAGGAAGAAUUUUUGAAUGCGCAAGAUGGUGGUUUGCUUGUUCGAAUAUGCCGUCUCGUUUAUCGGAAUUAG
Meloidogyne enterolobii is the source of this 1513-nucleotide messenger RNA. NCBI's taxonomy places the organism in Eukaryota, Metazoa, Nematoda, Chromadorea, Rhabditida, Meloidogynidae. The record is from the annotation of a GenBank genome assembly.